This is a messenger RNA of Galeopterus variegatus (Sunda flying lemur), 1221 nucleotides long. RefSeq names its product PRAME family member 12-like. Gene Ontology annotation, biological process: negative regulation of DNA-templated transcription; negative regulation of apoptotic process; positive regulation of cell population proliferation. The record is from RefSeq and is a predicted model, not a curated record. The transcript is spliced from 4 exons. The coding region runs from base 1 to 1221 and encodes 406 amino acids. NCBI's taxonomy places the organism in Eukaryota, Metazoa, Chordata, Mammalia, Dermoptera, Cynocephalidae. Gene Ontology annotation, cellular component: cytoplasm.
AUGAUUGUCACCUACAAGGUCAAGGGUUCAAACCCUCUACUGGCCACCACCAAAAUAAAAAGUUCAAGAUGCAAAAUGCAAGUUCUGGAUCUACGGAAUGUUCAUCGGAACUUCUGGAGCCUGUGGUCUGGAGCCGAGGCUGGUGCGUGCUCACCAUGGGCCAUGAACGAGACGCAAUCAGUGGAGGACUUUCCAGGCACAGGGGGGAAGCGGCCACUGAAGGUGUUAGUGGACCUUUGCCUCAAGGAAACAGCCCUGGAUGAAUUCCACACCUGCCUCUUACUGUGGGUCAAGCAGAGACAAGGUUUAUUACGGCUUUGUUGUCGGAAGCUAGACAUUUCUUCACUGCCCAUCUGUGUUAUCGACGAGGUCCUCCGCAUGGUGGAGCUGGACUGUAUUCAGGAGGUGCGAAUGGACAGAAACUGCGAUCUUCUCAAAUUGGCAAGUUUUGCCCCUUUCCUUGGCAGAAUGAGUAAUCUUCGCAAACUCCUCCUCCACCACGUCUUUGAGAUUCCAAGGAUCUCCCCAGAAGAGAUGAAAGAGAUUAUUGUCAAAAUCGCCUCUCAUUUUGCCAAGCUGCACCAUCUCCAGGAGCUCUAUGUGGAGUCUGCCGUCUUCCUUGAAGUCCACGUGCACGUGCUGCUCAGGUGCCUGAAGACCCCCUUCGAGACCCUCUCAAUACACAAUGGCUGGCUCUAUGAAUCAGACAUGAGCCAUCUGUUCCAGUGUCUGAGCAUCAGUCAGCUAAAGCACCUGGACCUGAGGGGCAUCUGCCUGAUACAUGUAAGCCCUGAGUCCCUCCGAGUUUUGGUAGAGAGUGUUGCAGUCACCCUCCAGACCCUGGACUUACAGGACUGUUGGAUGACAAACCCUCAACUCAAUGCCAUCCUGCCUGCCCUGAGCCACUGCUCCCAGCUCAGGGCCUUCAGCUUCUAUGGGAACUAUUUCUCCAUGGCUGCCCUGAAGGACCUGCUGCGCCAUACAGCGAACUUGGCCAAUUUAAGCCUCGAGAUGUAUCCUGCGCCUCUGGAGAGUUAUGACCCCGAUGGUGAUUUCCAGUGGGGCACAUUUGUCCAGCUUCGUGCAGAGCUGAUGGUGAUACUGAGGGUCUUCAGGCAGCCCAAGUUGAUCUGGUUCAGUAGCUAUCCCUGUGUUCGCUGUACAAAGUGGCAGUCCUGUCACUGGGAGGGCACCAGUUGCUACUGUUCCUUGCCUGUCUAG